GGAAGAUGGUGGACUUGGCGACAGCAGCGUGCUCAAAACUCCGUCCCAAACACUUUGGAAAAUAUUUACUAUCUCAACCUGGUAUUAGAUACAGAUUACCGGGGGACAAUCAUAGAUAAUACACCGAGAAAACAGUUGAAGAAAGUGACUUUUCCGCCGCCUGACAACUCUUUAUUCCACAAGUGAAGAAAGCGGGGAGUUGCUGAGCGUGCUGGCGGUUGCUGCUCGUGAACGGCGCUAGCCAGCGUUAGCCAAAGUGUCAACAAAAGUGCGCGAGGAGGUGUAAUUUUGGGAGCUUUUCAUCCAGCUGUGAGGACACACCGCGGAGACUAUCCAGCCCUCCACUGCUGACACCUUCACAUCAACUGUCAAACCUGCGAGGAGCCGAGUUGACAGUUUGACUGAGAGCAAGCUAACGUGAGCUAGCUAACACCAGCUAGCUUUGUUGUGAAGUGUGGAUCAAAGCGUUAGUCGAAAUGCCACGGAGUAAAAAGGGGAAACGUGGCUCCGGCAAGCCGGGCUCUCUUCGUCAGGAGGUUCUUCAGCUGCAGCUGUCGGCUAAAGCCUCACUGAAAGGUAUGAGAAAUGGGGUGAAGGGAGAGUCGGGUGCCAGUGACGAUGAGCUGAUGUCUGAUAUUCUCAGCCACUGCAGCAGUGCCAGCGAAAGCACCUCUGUGCUGGAAGAGAGCACAGGAGGGGAGCAGGUGGAUGAGCAGACUGCCCAGGAGGAAACAGAAGACAAACUCAAGCAGUGUAUAGACAAGCUGAUGGAUAAGAGCGCUAAGACGCGUCUAGCAGGUCUGGAGUCAUUGCGACAGGCCUUCUCCUCCAGAGUGCUGUACGAUUUCCUGACAGAGAGACGCCUCACCAUCAGUGACUGCCUGGAAAGGUGUCUUAAAAAGGGCAGUGCAGAGGAGCAGGCAGCGGCGGCCACGGUCUUCACCCUGCUCUGCAUCCAGCUUGGAGGUGGAGACGAGGCAGAGGAGGGCUUCAAGAUGCUUCGCCCCAUCCUCACAGCAAUUCUGAUUGAUAACAGUGCCAGUAUAACAGCUCGCCAGAGUUGUGCCAGAGCUUUGGGGAUGUGCUGUUAUGUCUCUACUGCAGAAGAAGGAGAGGAUUUAGUCAAGUCAUUGGCCCUUCUGGAGAAUGUGUUCAAGUCUUCCUACCCCAACAGAGAGGGAACGCUGCCUACACCCAAACCUGGCAGUCCAGGCCUUCACAGUGCCGCCCUGCAGGCCUGGUCGCUGCUGGUCACCCUCUGCCCAGCAUCUAGACUGACUACGCUGCUUGACCUUCACCUCCCUAAGCUGCAGGCGUGUCUGGAGAGCAGUGACGUCAACUACAGGAUAGCAGUAGGAGAGACCAUUGCCAUGCUGGUGGAGCUGGGACGAGAUAUAGACGAGGAAUAUGAGGUGGAGGACAGUGAAAGUCUGUGUGAAAGUCUGAAGAGUUUAGCCACAGACGGCAACAAGCACCGAGCCAAGAACGACAGGCGGAAACAGCGCCACAUCUUCAGAGAGGUGCUGCAUUACAUAGAGAAUGAAGACUUCACAGAGGAGAGGAUCAGGUUUGGAGUGGAGAGCGUUUACAUCGACAGCUGGAUGAGGAGAAGAAUCUAUGAUGCCUUCAAAGAGAUCCUGGAGUCUGGAGUCAGCCACCAUCUGCAGUUCAACCCACUACUGAGAGACAUCUUUGGCCUCGGCCCUCCCCUCAUCCUGGACGCCGCUGUUAAAGUCAACAAGAUCUCUCGAUUUGAGAAGCAUCUUUUCAAUUCAGCAGCUUUUAAGGCCAGGACUAAACAGAGGAGCAAAGUCAGGGACAAAAGGGCUGACGUCAUGUGAGAGGAGGACAAGAACGGACUGAAUGGAUGAGCACCCGAGGAACUCCUUGGGCCGUAUUCAGACGGAUACAAAAUGAUGCCUUCAACACUUCAGCUGUCAGACACACAAAGACACAGCAAACCUAUUACAGGGCUUUUCACAUGUGCUCUUCACCUGCAAACUAAUAGUCCAGAUUCAAGAUGGCCGACAUGUAUUCUUGGCUCCCACAGGCAAAGGCAUUUUUACUGUUCCUCCUUGAGAGCAUUUGCUAUUUGAUUAUUUGUGACACAAAAUGGAGUGAACAUAAGUUGCUCAUAGUAUUUCCCAAAAGUUCUGAUGUUUCAAAGUGGAUAUCAACUGCAAAGCAAUGCUAAAGCUUUAACGCAGGAUUAAAACAGCUUCAUUACACAGGAGAGGAAAAGAUAUCAAAAUGUCUUUUAUUAAUUUUACCAAUGAAAAUACAGAAAAAGUGAAGUAUUAAGUUUCAUUGUGAGACUCAUUUUAAAGCUUUAUGGUUCACUUGAGAUCUGUGGAAGCCGUCCAUGUUACAAUCACUGCAACCCUCUUUGGUGCUGAUGAGUAUUGUUUCCGAUACUCAGCUUGAACUGCUGCCUGGUGCCUUGACAGGUCAGUCAAGUCUUUUUAAUCCUAAUUAUUGACUUCAGUUACCACAUAAAGCUGCUUUUCCUGGACGUAUAACCAGUCCUGGUAAAUCUCUGAAGUUUAAUACCCGAGCAUCAACUUCUGUUAAAGCAAAAAAAAAAAAAAAAAAGGAAAUCUUGUGGAGAACCUCUCCUCUGGGCUAAAUAUUCCUCGUUAUUCCCUCAGUCGUCCUGUCUUUACACUUGGAGUGGCUGCUGCAGCUGCCAAACCACAAACUGACUCUACAAACAAUGCAACCUAAAAGAAAACUGUGUGGUGUUUGUGUGAGGGUGUGUGUUUAAAAUGAAUUUUAUUUAACAUCAUAAAAUAAAACAUAAAAUGACAUAAACAAGAAGAUGCCUAUUAAAGAAUCAAGAGAUAAUAUUGUCAUCUUUGUAUUAAUAUUUUUUUUGAGAGGAAAAAUACGUUUUAACCAUUUUUGGUGGAUGAUGUAUUUCACCUUCUAAUUUAUUAAAGAAACAGUACUGUGUGAUUUUUAAGAACAUUAAAAAUGCUAAGAACUGUUUACAGAUACAAUUAUGGGAUGACGAUGAAGAAUUUCUAGUUUUGUUUUUGAUGUAUAUUUUUAAUGCGGGUUGGUGGGUCAUACAAUCUAUCCAUGUGCAUGUAUUGCAGAUAGACUGUACACAGGGACUUACGGUAAGAUGUGUACUUGAAUCAUUAGAUGCAUUUGAAUGAUUUUUCCUCGGAUGAGCCAUGUGCCACGAACCAGAGCUGCUGACCAGAUGUUUGAUGGUGUUAUUUGUAAUGGCAGUCAGUUGUUUUUCAUUAUAUGAAGUUUAAAGAGCGCACUUAAAGCUGCCUGGGAUCUCAUCUGCUUUCAAAGUUCAUACUUUUGAAUCGGGUUUGACCCUCUGGAUGAAGUGCAGCAGCAGGCCUCUCAUAUUACAGCUUCACCUAAUGGUCUCAUCAGUAGUUCUGGUGUUAAGGCACAUGGACAGAAGAUGGAUCAAAUUAAAUAAAGACUAUUUAAGCACA
Molecule: messenger RNA, 3461 nt
Organism: Epinephelus fuscoguttatus (brown-marbled grouper)
Lineage: Eukaryota; Metazoa; Chordata; Actinopteri; Perciformes; Serranidae
Gene: ifrd2
Product: interferon-related developmental regulator 2
Exons: 13
Coding region: 477-1841 (454 amino acids)
Source: RefSeq, a predicted model, not a curated record